Callorhinchus milii (elephant shark) is the source of this 1855-nucleotide messenger RNA. RefSeq names its product NUMB like endocytic adaptor protein (gene numbl). Lineage: Eukaryota; Metazoa; Chordata; Chondrichthyes; Chimaeriformes; Callorhinchidae. The coding region runs from base 1 to 1794 and encodes 597 amino acids. The record is from RefSeq and is a predicted model, not a curated record. The transcript has 9 exons.
AUGAACAAACUGCGGCAGAGUCUGAGGCGGAAGAAGCCGUACCUCCCGGAGGCGAGUCGCCCCCACCAGUGGCAGUCGGACGAGGAGGCCGUGCGCCGCGGCAAGUGCAGCUUCCCCGUCAGGUAUUUGGGUCAUGUGGAAGUGGAUGAAUCGCGAGGAAUGCACAUCUGUGAGGACGCCGUCAAGAAACUGAAAACGACGGGGAAAAAAUCCGUAAAGGCCAUUCUGUGGGUGUCCGCAGACGGACUCCGAGUGGUCGAUGACAAAACGAAGGACCUGAUUGUGGACCAGACCAUUGAGAAGGUCUCGUUCUGUGCCCCCGACCGUAACUACGACAAAGCUUUCUCCUACAUCUGCCGGGACGGGACCACUCGGCGCUGGAUUUGCCACUGUUUCCUCGCUCUGAAGGACUCGGGGGAGAGGCUGAGCCACGCUGUGGGCUGUGCGUUCGCCGCCUGCCUGGAGCGGAAGCAGAGACGGGAGAAGGAGUGUGGGGUGACCGCCAGCUUCGACCCCAGUCGCACCAGCUUCACCAGGGAGGGGUCCUUCCGCAUCACCGCCCCCAGCCCCGCCUCCAGCUCAGGCCCCGCCAAUAGGCAACUGCAGGAGAAGAGGAAAGCGGAAACGCCCCCCGCCGCCUCCCCCGGCCCCCAGCCCCCACCGGGCUCCAGCUCCCCCCCCGCGGGGCAGGUUGCGGGGGCUUGCUCCCCGGGGGAGAGGGGGGAGCCUGGCGGGCAGCGAGCUAUCCCCCGGCGACACGCGCCCCUGGAGCAGCUUGUGAGGCAGGGAUCGUUCCGGGGAUUCCCUGUCCUCAGCCAGAAAAACUCGCCCUUCAAACGACAGCUCUCUCUCCGGCUCAGCGACCUGCCCUCCACACUGCAGAGGAAAACCACGGACCUUCAGGGGAGCAGCCCAGUACCGGAAUCUGACUCCUCGCCGAGCAAUGACCCCGACACUAUCAACGCCCUCUGCUCACAGAUCACGACAUCUUUUACCAGAGCCUCCGAUGAUCCAUUCUCCUCUCCGUCACUGAUCAACUCGAUUGCAGGAACCGCGCACACAAUACCUCCCGCAGACACUCAGGGUGCAGGGGGUUGGGGGGAAUCGACCCCGAUGACCACUCCAGCCUUCCAGCCCGGGCACAGACGUACCCCAUCGGAAGCCGAGCGCUGGCUCGAGGAGGUCACCAAAAAUCUGCGGGCCCAGCAGCCCACGAUGGGGGGGGCUGUGACCUCGGUGACCCUCCCGGCCUGCCCCCCGCCCCAGCUCUUCCCGGUGCCUUUCGAUGCCUCUUCAGCGCCCCCGGCGGGCAUGUUCGCGCCCCCACCCCUUCCCCCUCCCCUCCCAGCCCCCACAGCCUUCUUGGGGGUCGCACCCUACACCCCGUGUCUGACCUACGCCAACGGAAUGUCUUACCCGGGCGCCAACGUCCCCGUGGUGGGCAUCACACCCUCUCAGAUGGUGGCGAACGCCUUCGGGAGCCCCGCCAGCUUCCAGACUCUCCACCAACACAGCAAAGCCACUGCCUUCCCCCUAGGUUUCGGCAGCCAGGCCAACAGCGGGUACCCGCAGCCCAGGCUCGGCCAAGAGCCCAAGGGGUUCACAGGCCCGAGCGGAGUGAGCGUUCUGACCAGUCCGUGGCCUCCGGAACCCAGAGGGAGAGCAGUCAAGGAGAUCGACCCCUUCGAAGCUCAGUGGGCAGCUUUGGAGACAAACACCCAGCAACAGGCCUCAUCUCUCGCCACCAACCCUUUCUCCAACGAUCUACAGAAGACAUUCGAGAUUCAUCUUUGAAAGCCAGCACCUGGCAAAGGUCUAUCUCCCUCUCCCUCCCUCCCUCUCCCUCCUCUCUCUC